AUGCCGCGUCUGUUCCUGGCAGUGGCCGCCGCCCUUGUGCUGCUCGCAGCCGUUGGCGGUCAUGGCUUCCAGAUCGAAGAAGCCACCGUCGACACAAUCCAGCAGGGCUUCAGAAACGGCAGCCUCACCUCUGUCUGCCUCGUCCAGUUCUACCUGGACCGCAUUCACGACCUCAACCCGCUCUUGCGCGCCGUCAUCGAGGUCAACCCGGACGCGCUGCGCCAGGCCGAGCGCGCGGACGCGGAGCGCCGCUCCGGGAAAUUCUCCACCAUCGGCGGCAGGGGCGGGCAGCUCCACGGCGUUCCCGUCCUUCUCAAGGACAACAUUGCCACCCGCGACGAGCUCAACACGACGGCCGGGUCGUUCGCGCUGCUCGGGUCCAGGACGAAGCGGGACGCCGGCGUGGUGUCCCGGCUCCGGCGCGCCGGCGCCAUAGUGCUGGGCAAGGCCAACAUGGACGAGUGGUCCAACUUCCGCAGCCUCGACGGCACAGACGGCUGGAGCGCGCGCGGCGGCCAGGCCAGGAAUCCGUAUGUGCUGUCGGCUGACCCGUGCGGGUCGAGCGGGGGGUCGGCCAUCGCGGCAGCUGCGAACAUGGCGGCUGUGACGCUGGGAACCGAGACGGACGGCUCCAUACUGUGCCCUGCGUCGCUCAACUCGGUGGUCGGGAUCAAGCCUACGGUGGGGUUGACCAGCCGGGCCGGGGUUGUCCCAAUCACGCCUAGGGAAGACACCGUCGGGCCCAUUUGCCGUACUGUGACGGACGCGGUCCGUGUGUUGGACGCCAUCGCCGGUUACGACGCCCUCGACGCUGCAGCCACAAGGGCAGCUUCAAAGUACAUCCCUCAUGGCGGAUACAUGCAGUUCUUGAAGAAUGAUGGACUAAUGGGGAAGAGGAUUGGUGUACCCAAUGGCUUCUUCGACAACCCAAACGGGACGCUGCAACUUUACCAGCAACAUCUCAAUUCGAUCAGGGAACAAGGCGCGAUCAUUAUCGAGAACCUUGACAUAGAGAACCUAAGCACCAUACUGGAUACCUUAAACAAUGGUCAACAGAUUGCAUUACCGGCAGAGUUCAAGUUGAGCCUCAACGCAUACCUUUCCGACUUGACAUACUCCCCAGUCCGAUCGCUUGCGGAGGUCAUAGCUUUCAACAUCGCACAUCCCGUUGAGGAGAAGCUGGAGGAGGUCGGGCAGCUCAUCUUCCUGGUGGCCGAGAACACGACUGGCAUCGGUGCCACGGAGAAAGCGGCGAUCAGGCAGCUGAAAAAGCUCUCCACCGAUGGGCUGGAGAAGCUGAUGAAAGAGCACAAGCUCGACGCUGUCGUGACGCCCAACGACUUCUUGUCUCGCGUGCUUGCCAUUGGCGGCAUGCCAGGGAUUACCGUGCCGGCGGGGUACGGCAAGAUGGGGGUGCCGUUCGGACUGUGCUUCGGUGGAAUGAAGGGAUACGAGCCAAGGCUGAUCGAGAUGGCAUAUGCAUUCGAGCAAGUUACCAAGGUCAGGAAGGCUCCGACUUUCAUGGCAUAA
Messenger RNA from Lolium rigidum, 1530 nucleotides. Its product is annotated as probable amidase At4g34880. The coding region runs from base 1 to 1530 and encodes 509 amino acids. Lineage: Eukaryota; Viridiplantae; Streptophyta; Magnoliopsida; Poales; Poaceae. The transcript is spliced from 5 exons. The record is from RefSeq and is a predicted model, not a curated record.